UGUCUUGCCACGACAGUGAGCGAAGCAUUUUGCGGCAAGCAUGUGUACGUCGGGAGCUUGUUGUUAGCUGAAGUUUGCGCUCGUGUUUGUUUCCUGAACCUCAACAAAACAUUUUGACAUUUCUGUUUUUUAUUCAACCCGGAGACAUGGAUGUUGGAGAGCUCCUGAACUAUCAGCCUGAUAGAGGAGCAAAGCGUCCCCGGGACGAGGAUGGAGGAGCAGCAGCGGGAGGAGGAGACGAGGAUUCCAGAGGAGGGAAGCAGCAUAAAGGGAUCGGUGCCAGGGAGUUGGCCAGAUACCGGGAAGCUGCAGGGAUUGAAGUAGGGGGUGAAAUGGGUGAGGCUGAUGAGCUGACUGGUGACAAGAAGAAGAUCCUGGAGAAACUGAUGGACCAGGAUGAAGAAGAACCUGAGGCAGAACCAGUGGACGAGAGUUCAGUGAAGAAAAUGAUCCUGACCUUUGAGAAAAGGUCGUACAAAAAUCAGGAGCUGAGGAUUAAGUUUCCGGACAACCCAGAGAAGUUCAUGGAGUCGGAGUUGGAUCUGAAUGACAUUAUCCAGGAAAUGCACGUGAUCGCCACAAUGCCAGACCUCUACCACCUGCUGGUGGAGCUUAAUUCUGUCCACUCAUUGCUGGGCCUCCUCAGUCAUGAAAACACUGAUGUUGCCAUAGCAGUGGUGGACCUGCUGCAGGAGCUGACAGAUAUCGACACACUCCACGAGAGUGAGGAGGGUGCCGAGGUACUCAUAGACGCUCUGUUGGAAGGCCAGGUGGUGGCCUUGCUGGUGCAGAAUAUGGAGCGGCUGGAUGAGCAGGUGAAGGAGGAGGCCGACGGCAUCUAUAACACACUGGCUAUCAUAGAAAAUAUGGCAGAGUUCAGACCGGGCCUGUGCACCGAGGCAGCGCAGCAGGGGCUCAUGCAGUGGCUGCUCAAGAGAAUCAAGGCAAAGAUGCCGUUUGAUGCUAACAAGCUGUACUGCAGUGAAAUCCUGGCCAUCCUGCUGCAAAACAACGACAAUACCAGAGAACUAUUGGGAGAGAUGGAUGGCAUUGAUGUGUUACUGCAGCAACUCUCUGUGUUCAAACGUCACAACCCGUCCACCGCUGAGGAGCAGGAGAUGAUGGAGAACCUCUUCGACGCUCUCUGUUCCUGCCUCAUGCUGCCAGCCAAUCGAGACCGCUUCCUCAGAGGGGAAGGGCUUCAGCUAAUGAAUCUCAUGCUCAGGGAAAAGAAAACAUCUCGGACCAGUGCUCUGAAGGUCCUGGACCAUGGGAUGAUUGGACCAGAGGGAGCGGAUAACUGCCAUAAGUUUGUGGACAUCCUGGGCUUGCGAACCAUCUUCCCACUAUUCAUGAAAACCCCUAAGAAGAUGAAGAAAACUGGCGCUUCAGAGAAGGAGCACGAAGAACACGUCUGCUCCAUCAUCGCCUCCAUGCUGAGAAACCUCAAGUCCCAACAGAGAAGCAGACUCCUCAACAAGUUCACAGAGAACGACUGUGAGAAGGUUGAUCGACUGAUGGAGUUGCAUUUUAAGUACCUGGAGGCUGUUCAACAGGCUGACAAGAGGAUCGAAGGAGAGAAACAUGAGAUGGUGCGUCGGGGGGAGAUCCUGGACGACGCCAUGGAGGAUGAGUUCUACCUUCGACGCCUGGAUGCCGGGCUGUUUGUCCUUCAGUUGAUUUGCUACAUUAUGGUGGAGAUCAGCAACUCAGGGAUAUCACAGCUGCAGCAGAGGGUCCAUCAAAUUCUCAACCUGAGAGGAGGAUCUGUCAAAGUAGUGCGCCACAUCAUGAGAGAGUACGCUGAGAGCAUCGGCGAUGGGAAGAGUGACGAGUUCAAAGAGGCUGAGCGGAAGAGGAUCAUGGACCUUGUAGACAACUUCUAAGCUCAAUUUCUCUCUCCCACUCUCUCUCACUCACACACACACACACACACACAAACUUAGCCAUACACAAACAAUAUGUUCUCACACGUGGGAACUUUGAAACUUCACUGUUCUGAUUUGGGACUGAUGGUGACUGUGACCAAAGAGCUAAAAGGCGGUGGUCUGUUUUUCUGUAACAUGCGGUCUAAAAUCACUGGGUAUGUUUAAAUGCACAGUAAUACUGUGAUCAUCAGUCUGCUCAAAGCAAUCAUUUGUUAUUUACUUAUUUUCA
Larimichthys crocea (large yellow croaker) is the source of this 2157-nucleotide messenger RNA. It is a transcript of the gene ctnnbl1, whose product is annotated as catenin, beta like 1. NCBI's taxonomy places the organism in Eukaryota, Metazoa, Chordata, Actinopteri, Sciaenidae. The transcript has 16 exons. Gene Ontology annotation, cellular component: spliceosomal complex. The record is from RefSeq and is a predicted model, not a curated record. The coding region runs from base 147 to 1886 and encodes 579 amino acids.